Molecule: messenger RNA, 13332 nt
Organism: Daldinia vernicosa
Lineage: Eukaryota; Fungi; Ascomycota; Sordariomycetes; Xylariales; Hypoxylaceae
Product: acetyl-CoA synthetase-like protein
Exons: 6
Coding region: 1-13332 (4443 amino acids)
Biological process (GO): secondary metabolite biosynthetic process; amino acid activation for nonribosomal peptide biosynthetic process
Cellular component (GO): cytoplasm
Molecular function (GO): phosphopantetheine binding; catalytic activity
Source: RefSeq, a predicted model, not a curated record
AUGGAAGAUAUUGCUAAUUCCUGUCCCGAAGCUCGGCAUGCAUGUUCCUUUCAGACCUUACUAGUCGAUCGAUCUCAGUGCAACGGAAAUGGUGUGGUCAUAAACCAUAGAAGGCCCUUUGACGUAAAGUGUGCUCUCGUGCUUGAAAUUUACCAUGUCGCGGAACACGAUGUGGUUAAAGCUAGAUUUGACUCUAGAGUCGUUAAGCCUUGGCUGGUGAAGAAGCUUUUGGAACGACUCGAGUUCGCUAUCUGCCAGAUUGACUCCGCAACCCCACAACAGACCAUUUCAGACCUGCAUUCUAUGACAUCUCAGGAUCUUGACCAGAUAUGGGAGUGGAACAGCACUGUCCCUUCGGAAGCCGAGAGCUGCAUCACUGAUAUUAUUCGGCAAAGAUCUCUGGAGCAACCCGAUUCCCCUGCUAUACAUGCUUGGGAUGGUGAAAUAUCCUACGGUGAGCUCAACCGCUUGACUAGUAUACUUGCUUAUCUCCUAGUCGAGCGCGGAGUUGGACCGGAGGUCUUUGUGCCUCUGUGUUUCGAAAAGUCGAAAUGGACUACGGUAGCUCUCCUCGGUGUGCUCAAGGCUGGCGGAGCUUUCAUCCUGCUGGACCCGCAGCUUCCAGAGUUUCGUCUUCGGGCGAUCGUCGAUCAGGUCAAGCCUACGCUUGCUUUGUCAUCACCCUCGCAGCUAGAGUUGACCAAGAGAUUGAUCCCAAAAACCAUGGAGGUAGACUCUAGCUUAUUCCUACACAACAAGGAGAUCGACUUCCAUCCGACUAUCGACCUGUCUUCAGCGGCUUACGCAAUCUUUACUUCGGGGAGCACAGGCACUCCAAAGGGUGCUAUUAUUACCAACGGAAAUGUUGCCUCAGUAUCUCAGCAGGCCCUACCUUUGAAUCUUACAAAGGAAUCCAGGGUCUAUGACUUUGUCUCAUAUAGUUUCGGUCUGUCCCUCAUUAACGUGCUCCCCACCUUGGCCGUGGGAGGCUGCGUAUGCGUUCCCAGCGAACAAGACCGAAAGAGCCACCUCGCAUCUAGUCUGACGUCUUUAAAAGCUACUCACGUGUGGCUGACACCUUCAAUCGCUGAGACACUAUCUCCAGAGCAAGUUCCUACUCUGAAGAUGAUGGGUUUUGGCGGUGAGGCUUUAAGAGUGAAAGAUGUCUUGCCAUGGUGGGAGCGUAUCGAGGUUCGCAAUGGUUAUGGCGCCAGCGAAUGUUCGAGUCUAAUUUCUGUCAAAUUCAAUCCUUCAGACCCGGAAAAUGCGUGUCAGAUUGGCCCUGGUGUGGGAAUAACGCCAUGGGUUGUUGACCCAGACGACCAUAACAAACUGGUUCCUGUGGGCUGCGUCGGCGAACUUCUCAUCGAAGGCCCGCACGUUAGCCGUGGCUACUUGGAUGACCCCGAGAAGACUGCCGCUUUCUUUAUCGAGAAUCCGGAGUUUUUGACGCGAGGCUCUUCCAAGAGGCCAGGUCGACGAGCUAGGAUUUACAAGACUGGCGAUCUUGUACAAUAUGAUGAGCAUGGAAACCUCACGUGUCUUGGACGCAAGGAUGUCCAAGUGAAGAUACGGGGGCAGAGAGUCGAGCUUGGUGAAGUCGAGUUCCAGAUAAAGGAAGUCUUUCCAGAAGCAAGGCAGCUGGCGGCAGAAGUGAUUGUGCCCCAAGGAGGCGUGGAGGUUGGAUCUACUCAGGCCACACUGCUGUCUGUACCGCAGGAUGCUGAGAAGGUGCUGCUCGACCGUCUGCCAAGUUAUAUGCAGCGGAUCCAGGCCAUUUGGGCCACGAUCCUCAAUCUAGACCCCCAGAAGAUUGGUUUAGAUGACAACUUUUUCAAGCUGGGUGGCAAUUCUGUUUCUGCCGUGAAGAUCGUUGGAGAAGCUCGCAAGACGGGUAUACAGAUCUUGGUAAAGGACAUAUUUGAUCAUCCCGAAUUAUGUGCCUUGUCUUCCAAAGCGCUCCAGGGAGAGAGUUUGGAGGCAAAGACCGUUGCUCCAUUUGCCUUACUGGAUCAAAAUACGGAUAUCUCUGCCUUGAGGCUUGAUGUCUCAAGCCAGUGCCGUGUGGACACUUCGGACAUCCAAGACAUUUAUCCGUGCUCACCACUUCAAGAGGGGCUUUUUGCACUCGCUGUUACGCGUCCGGGCGAUUAUGUCAUGCAGCUUGCCGUAGACCUAUCUCAUGAUGUUGAUGUUAAUCGCUUCCGUGAAGCCUGGCUCGAGGUAGUCCGCAAUACCGCAGUACUGCGAAGCAGGGCUAUUCAACAGGAUGGCCUAGGUCUCUUGCAAGUAGUGUUGAACGAGGGUAUUGAAUGGACAGUAACAUCUGACCUUAGCCGCUAUCUCCAAGCUGAUCGUAAAAGGGUCAUGCAAUUGGGCGAACCACUCACCCGAUAUGCAAUCAUACAAAAUGACGCUGGCGUAUCUCAAUCUUUUGUGUGGACAGUCCAUCACGCCAUCUAUGACGGAUGGAUGAUUCCCCUGAUAGUAGACCUUGUGAACAGAGCCUAUCACGGAGGUGAGCCGGAGCAAGGACCUCAGUUCCAGACCUUUAUCCACUAUGUACAGAGUCGAGACCGAGCAGAGAUGGAGGCCUACUGGAAACAAGCCCUUGAAGGAUCCGUCUCUACUCCAUUCCCAGCGCUGCCUCCCUCUGCUGAUGAACCUUCCCCUAAUGGUGUUGUCGAACAGCAGAUUUCAUCGGGCACAAUUCACUCCGAGUUUACAGAAUCUACCAUUCUUCGCGCAGCCUGGGCUCUAGUGGCAGGUCGUAUGACAAACUCGGAUGAUGUAGUUUUUGGUGUUACCGUAUCUGGCAGAAGCACACCAGUACCCGGGAUUGAUAGAAUGACCGGGCCAGCCAUCGCCACGGUUCCACUACGGACAAGAUUCUCCGGUACUCAGACAGCGUUGGACUAUCUGAAGAAUGUUCAGCAGCAGGCUACAGAUAUGAUUCCAUACGAGCAGAUGGGAUUGCAGCAUAUUGCAAAGCUAAGCCCGGAAGCCCGUCAGGCAACCAAGUUCCAAACACUUCUUCUCGUCCAGCCACAGGAAAAUACUACUAUUCGUAAUGAGAUAGGCGAGUGGCGGUUUGGUGAUGACCAGGAGCAAUGGUUCAACACAUAUGCCCUCACACUUGAAGUGUACCUCGACCAGAAUGACCCAGGCAAAAAGAUUGUCAAGGCCUUCUUCAAUUCUACAGCUAUUGAGUCUGAGGUGGUGCAAAGACUGCUGGGUCGACUAGAGCAUGUAAUCCACCAGCUUGAACGCGCGCGUCUGGGUCAGCUCCUUGACGAGAUUGAGGUGCUAACACCCACGGACUUGGAGGAGAUAUGGGGCUGGAACCAUAACCUCCCUCUACCGAUUGAAUGUUGCGCGCAUACCAUGGUUGAGAAACGUGCUCGUCUUCAGCCAUCAGCCCCUGCUAUCUGCGCCUGGGACGGCGAACUGACAUAUGACAUGUUGAACCAGCUUUCGGAGCGCCUAGCUGUCCACUUACAUGUUGACCUCGGCAUUGGACCGGGAGCGCUAGUUCCAUUAUGCUUUGAAAAGUCGAUGUGGAUGGCGGUGACCAUGCUUGCAGUCCUUAAGGCCGGCGGCGCCGAGUGCACUCCGACUACCAUAUUUAACGUAGACAUUCCUCGGAUUGAGAAUGCAACCCAAAUUGGGGGUAGCUUGACCUUUGUUGGUCGCAAGGACAGUCAAGUCAAAAUUCGUGGGCAGAGAGUGGAGUUGAGUGAAGUAGAACACUGGGUUCGCACUUGCAAAGCUGGCGGUGCGAAGCAGGUUGUAGCCGAAGUUCUUGUUCCAGAGCGAUCAAAUUCUGGUCCCAUCAUAGCAGCCUUCUGCCAGAUCGACGGUAACGAUGAUACGAGGUCUGAGUCGCAUUUUGGAGCUACGCUACUUUCUAUAUCUAAGGAUGUGGGUGACAAAUUAGCUUCAUCUCUACCCAGCUACAUGAUCCCGAGUAUUUUCUUCUCGAUACCUGAGCUUCCCAUGACCCCCACUGGCAAGCUGGACCGAAAGCGUUUACGUCUCAUUGGCGAGUCAUUUUCAUUUCAGGAAAUUACUAAAUGGAACACAGCGGAGAGCGGUCCGAAGAGGCAGCCAACGUCUGAAUUGGAAUCUCACAUGCAAAGAAUAUGGGCUCAGGUGCUUAGCGUCGACGUCGAGACUAUUGGGCUAGACGACAGCUUCUUCCAGCUCGGAGGUGACUCACUCGCUGCCAUGAGGGUCGCAGCACAGGCUAGAAAGAUUGGUAUUGAGCUUGCGGCAGCCGAUAUUUUUGAGCAUCGCCAGUUGAGCCUUGUUGCCGGUAAAUGCAACUUUUCGGCUGAGGUUGUGCCAAAGGGGAUACCCAAAACACAAUGCGUUGGUCCUGUCCCGCAAUCGUUCGCCCAAGAGCGUUUGUAUUUCCUAGAACAGCUACAUCCCAACCUCACGUGGUACCACAUGCUGUAUUCGAUAAGACUACAGGGGAACUUGCGGAUUGAUGCCCUUGGUACCGCGCUUUUGGCUCUGGAACGCCGUCAUGAGACACUCCGAACAACCUUUAGCUCAGCGAACGGCAUCAACCUACAAUCCGUUAAGCCGUUCGAGCAGCAUAACUUUGAAGUAAUUGAUGUGUCACCAAACAAAGAAGAUGAAUUCCGGGAGAGGCUGAAAAAGCGCCAGAUGACACCUUUCAAACUUGAGACAGAGCCCGGCUGGAGAGUCUGCAUCUUUAAGCUAAGUCCAAAUCAACAUGUUCUUUCUAUCGUUAUGCAUCAUAUUAUUGCUGAUGGCUGGUCCAUUGAUAUUCUUCGUACUGAGAUAGCGGCUUUCUACGCGGCAGCUCUUCACGGAAAGGAUCCGCUCUCCCAAGUAGAUCCUCUCCCGAUUCAAUAUCGAGAUUAUUCAGUAUGGCAACGCGAAGAUAGCCAACAGGUUAGCCAACACCAGAGACAGCUUGAUUACUGGGUCACGCAGCUGCAAACAAGCAGACCGGCAGAAAUGCUGUAUGACAAGCCUAGGCCAGACACUCUAUCUGGAGAGGCUGGCGUUGAACAUAUCAGGAUAGAAGGCUCGCUAUAUUCCGCCCUUACAAGGUUCUGUAGCGAACGUCACGUCACACCAUUCAUAUCCCUCCUGGCCGCGUUCCGGGCUACCCAUUUCCGCCUUACUGAUCAAAGAGAUGUGACAAUUGGUUGUCCAAACGCUAACCGUGACCGCUGGGAGCAACGUGAUGUGUUAGGGUUCUUCGUCAAUAUGCAAUGCUUCCGCAUCAAGAUCCAAGACCACUCUUUUGAAGACCUGGUCAGUCAAGUUCAGCAAGUGGCCACGGCCUCCAUGGCGAACCAGGAUGUUCCUUUCGAAAACGUCGUAGCCAAGCUUGGCAAGGAUAGGGAGCUAUCCCGGAACCCUUUGGUACAGAUGAUAUUCGUUGUUCACUCUCAAUUGAAUUUGAACCGGUUUACUUUGGAAGGGCUGGAGGCCGAGACGAUACCAGCUCCACCCGCAUCUCGCUUUGAUCUUGAGUUCCAUCUUUACCAAGAAGACGAAGCAUUCAGUGGAGGCAUUGUCUAUUCAACAGACCUUUACAACGCCGAGACUAUCAGUAAUUUGCUAUCAAUCUUCAAGCAUAUGCUUGAAGAGUGCCUUUCUGACCCUGACAUGGCAAUUCACUCAAUACCGCUUUUGACGAAGGCUGACCGCAUAGCACUGGAUGAUCGAGACCUCGUCAAGAUCCACCAAACUGAGUAUCCUAGGGACUCCGAUGUUGUCAGCGUCUUCCGUCGACAAGCUCUUGCUAAUCCCGGGCGCGUUGCUGUAAAAGAUCCUGAGCUCAAACUGACGUACGCUCAGCUAGAUCAAAAAUCAGAUCUUCUUGCACAAUGGCUCUCGCAAAGGUCGCUUGCUGAGGAAAGCCUCGUUGGUGUAUUUGCCAGUCGAUCUUGCCACACGAUCAUCGCCAUCCUGGGUAUUCUUAAGGCUAGGCUGGCGUAUUUGCCAUUCGACAUCAAGAUUCCGCCAGGUCGGAUGCAAGCCAUUCUAGAAUCAGUGCCCAGCUGCAAGCUAGUACUCUGUGGUGUAGAUGUGCCCGCUAUCGAUGGCAUCAAUAAUGUUGAGUUGAUUCCCAUCACAGAAGCGCUAGCGCCGCAUCAUCAAUCUCACGAGAUCAUCGCCCAACACCCAUCACCAUCCAGUCUCGCCUAUGUUAUGUUCACAUCGGGGUCGACUGGCCAGCCAAAGGGUGUAAUGAUAGAACACCGUAGCAUAUUACGGUUGGCGAAAGAAAAUUCACUAGUUGCUCAGGUUCCAGAGCAUGGGAUUAUAGGCCAUAUAUCAAAUAUCGCUUUCGAUGCUUCGACAUGGGAGAUAUACACAACCCUACUCAAUGGUAGCACUCUGAUUUGCAUCAAUACUGAUACACUCUUGGACUACACGGCUGUAUCAAGGGUAUUCUCACAGGAGGCAAUUCAGGCAAUAUUUAUCACACCUGCUCUACUGAAGCAGUACCUCUCCCAAUGUCCACACAUUGUUCGAAGACUUCGUGUACUUAUGGUAGGAGGGGACCGUCUCGAUCCUGAUGAUAUCCACACAGCACAAAAUUAUAUGAAGAACGGCAAAAUUAUUAAUGGCUAUGGACCGACGGAGAACACGACCUUUAGCACGACCUAUUGUAUUCACGAUGGAGAAAGCUUCACCAACGGCGUUCCUAUCGGCCAAGCGUUUGACAACUCGGGAGCAUACGUCAUGGAUCAUCUACAGCGUCUAGUGCCUAUGGGGGUCAUCGGCGAGCUAGUUGUGACGGGAGAUGGCCUAGCCCGCGGAUACACUGACCCUCAGCGGAACGCAGAUCGGUUCAUUACUAUUACAGUUGAUGGAAAGAGUGUUCGGGCCUAUCGAACUGGAGACUAUGUACGCCACCGUCUGAGCGAUGGCAAACUCGAGUUCUAUGGACGAAUUGAUGGUCAGACCAAGAUUCGUGGUCAGCGUAUUGAAGUGGGAGAAAUUGAACACUGCUUACGCCGGCAUACCUCUGUCCACGACGCAGUGGCUGUUAUACAAGAGAAUCCUGGGCACGAAACGCAUAUUGCGAGCUUCGUUACGGUUCGCGUGGAUGAAGGAGGCAGCGGCGAUAAGAUUGUGGAGAGUACUGGGGAUAUCGUCGAGUCUAAGCAUGUUGGGGUAUGGGAGGACCGUUUCAACGACGAAACUUAUGCUCCCAUGAAUGACAUACAAAGCGAAUCUCUCGGGAGAGAUUUCGUGGGCUGGACCUCCAUGUAUGAUGGAACUGAAAUCGACAAAGGCGAGAUGAACGAAUGGCUAGACGAAACUAUGGACGCCUUGCUCAACGGCCGGGCACCUAGCGAUGUGCUUGAAAUCGGAACAGGCUCUGGCAUGAUCCUCUUUAACCUAGGUAAAGGGCUUCGGAGCUAUGUUGGACUAGAUCCAUCUCAGCGGGCUGUCGACUUUGUUGCCAACGCUUCUCGGUCCAUACCUGGAUUGGCAGGGAAGGUUCGCAUGUUUAAGGCCACCGCUGCAGAACUUCGCCAGCUCAAAGGGCCUAUAUCCCCUAACCUAGUCGUUAUCAACUCAGUCGCGCAAUAUUUCCCAAGCCAGGAAUAUCUCUUCAAAGUGGUAGAAGAUGUCUUGCGACUAGGUAGCGUCGAGACUAUCUUCUUUGGAGAUAUGCGGUCGCACGCUUUAUAUAAAGAAUUCUUAGCUAGUAGAGCCUUGUUCAUGCUCGGACAUGAUGCUCACGCAGAUGAUGUUAAGCGGAUGAUGGCCAAGAUGGAAGAGAUCGAACUGGAGUUCCUCGUGGAGCCUGCAUUCUUCACAGCCAUGAAAGAACGACUGCCAGAAUUAAUCGAGCACGUGGAGAUUCUUCCCAAGAGAAUGAAAGCGACCAACGAACUCAGCUGCUAUAGAUAUGCUGCAGUGAUCCAUGCCAAGCCUCGGGGGAAGCAUACUAGCCAGCUCAUCCACAAGAUUCCUAACGAUAAUUGGAGGGACUUUAUGGCUAUGAAUCUAGACCAGACGUCAUUGACCGAGCUCUUAAAACGUCAGCCAUGCCAAGAGAUCGUUGCUGUCGGCAACAUCCCUUAUAGCAAAACCGUAUUUGAAAGAUACCUUGUCGAUUCGGUCAGCGGUGACAAGAAAUCAAAAGUUGAUGGCGCAGACUGGCUACAGGAUCCUGAAAAUUGGAAGCGUGUCAUGUUCCGAUUCCCCACGGAUCACACCGGUCGGCGAUUGCAGGCAAUGAGCAGCAAGCCUCUUAAGCAACAGAUGUCCGAGACUAUACAACGAGAACUCCGGGACUUGCUACAAGCUCAUUUGCCAUCGUACAUGGUUCCCCGACUAAUAACUAUCCUAGAUGAAAUGCCAAUCAACGAGAAUGGUAAAGUAGAUCGCAAGGCGCUCUCAAACAGACGACAAAUGGAUACAUUCCGGGGCCCUGUGCGACAGCCUACCACGGAGUCGGAACGUCAAAUCCGGGCUAUUUGGGCCGAGGUCCUGAACGUUGACCUGGCUUCCAUUGGAGUAGAUGACAGUUUCUUCCAACUUGGAGGUAACUCUAUCGCUGCAAUGAAGGUCGUUGUCGAGGCGCGCGAGGUAGGCCUGCAAAUGGUUGUAGCAGACAUCUUCCGCUACCCCCGGCUCUGCCAACUAGCAGAGCGAGCCGCGGCAUUAGAAGAUGCUGAUGGUUCACUUGCAUAUAUGCCUCAAGUUAAAAAGGACGGGCUCGUUGAGCAAUCCUUUUCUCAACAACAACUGUGGUUCCUGGAGCAGUUGUAUCCCGGUUUGACCUGGUAUCUCAUGCCCCGCGCACUGCGUAUACGGGGACCUCUUCGACUUGAUUCGCUCAAAGCAGCUCUUUUCGCCAUUGAGACUCGCCACGAGACCCUCCGGACGACCUUUGCAACAACCGAUGAUAAUGUCAGUAUUCAAGAGGUACAUCCUAUGAAGUCGAAAGAUCUAAGGAUAGUAGAUAUUCAACCAGGAGAAGAGGGGAGCCUCGAGAAGGUAUUAGAGACUGAUCAUAAUACACCAUUCGAUCUGACUAAAGAGCCCGGAUGGAGAGUGACUGUAUUCCGACUAAGUCGAGAGGAGCAUAUCCUAUCAGUCGUCAUGCAUCACAUCAUAUCUGAUGGCUGGUCCGUUGAUGUGCUGUGCAAAGAACUGGCAGCUUGCUACUCCGCCUCGGUGCGCGGUCAUGAUCCCCUUUCUCAGUUGAAUCCUCUACCGAUUCAAUACAAGGACUACUCCGUCUGGCAAAGGCGUCGGCAGCAAGAGAAUAAAGGUAAACAACUCGAGUAUUGGGUUAAGCAACUAGAGACAAGUCGACCAGCUGAGCUUCUCUGUGACAAGAUCCGACCCGCAAGCUUGUCGGGACGUGCAAGUACGGAAAGAUUCAAGAUUGAAGGGCGACUUUAUGACAGGCUACAAAGCCUUUGCGCCCAGUACGAUGCCACGCCAUAUAUCAUCCUUCUUACGGUGUUCAGAUUGACACACUAUUAUCUAACCGGUCAAAUUGAUGCUACUAUUGGCACACCGUUUGCCAAUCGAGAUCAAUAUGAAGUCAAGGACCUCAUUGGCUUUUUUGUCAACAUGCAGUGCUUCCGCAUUGUGAUUGAAGACGACGAUACGUUUGAAGGCUUGAUCCGCCAGGUCCGGUCGGUAGUGACAGGAGGCCUCGAAAACAAAGAUGUCCCCUUCAUGAGCAUCAUAUCUGAGCUUCAGAAGCCUCGAGACUUAUCGCGACACCCGCUGGUCCAGUUACUCUUCGCAGUCCAUUCGCAGCUCGACCUCGGGAUACUUGAACUAGAAGGAGUCGACAUCGAAAUUCUAGAAGGCGAGACUACUUCGAUGUGCGACAUCGAGUUUCACAUUUACCAGGAGCAACAUGGCCUUCGAGGCGAAGUCGUAUACUCGACGGAUCUGUUCGUUCGCGAAUCAAUUUCCAACAUGAUCUCCGUCUUUCAGAAUAUUCUCGAGCAAGGCCUUAGAAACCCAGAAACUCCCCUCACAGCCAUGCCGUAUCUGACCGGCGAAGAUUAUAGCAAGCUUGAGGAGAUGGGCCUAGUCGAACCGCGCCAUACCACCUAUCCCCGGGAAUCUAGCAUAACGGAUAUUUUCAAGAGCCAGGUCGCCGAAUGCUCUUCCAAGGUGGCGGUCCGAGACUCUACAGCAGAAUUAACGUAUUCACAACUGGACACGCUUUCCGACAAGCUGGCUGCAUGGCUGUCUACGCAUUCACUUGAGUCCGAGUCAUUGGUUGGCGUGUUUGCAAGUCGGAGCUGUCAAACGAUCGUUGCCUUCUUAGGCAUCCUAAAAGCCGGGCUUGCCUACGUGCCCUUCGACGUCAAUACACCCAAGGGGCGUGUAGAAUCUAUCCUUUCGUCGAUACCCGGACACACCAUUGUUCUCGUAGGCGAGAACACUCGGCCUCCAUCAAUUCAGCUCCAGAAUGUCAAAUUUGCGGCAAUUACUGACGUUCUUAAUGGGCACCUACAAAGUAAUAAUAACACAUCUACAAAGUCCAAACCUCGGCGUCACGCACCUUCAGCUACGAGUCUCGCCUAUGUAAUGUUUACAUCAGGCUCGACAGGUAAACCGAAAGGCGUCAUGGUACCCCAUCGAGGUAUAGUCCGGCUGGUCAAGCAAAGCAAUAUGGCCAAGUACCUACCUCCCACAGGCCCGAACAUGGCGCACUUGACGAAUACUGCGUUCGACGUCUCGUCUUGGGAGAUCUAUGGCGCUCUUCUUAAUGGAGGGACCAUUGUUUGCAUUGAUCAUAUGACGCUGCUGGAGCAAGAGCGCUUGAGUGAUCUCUUUACCUCUAACGGAAUUCAGAGCGCCAUAUUUACCCCCGCUCUUCUCAAGCAGACACUGCUUCAAUCGCCCUCUGCCAUAAGCAUCUUAGACUCGCUCUUUGUUGCAGGCGAGCGAGCCGAUGGAGAGGACCUGUACACAGCGCAAAAGCUUAUGCGACAGAACUCUUCAGGAGCUAAGGUCAUUAACGCAUACGGGCCUACGGAAAACUCUGUGAUCAGUACUUUGUAUUGCCUGGCUGAGGAUGAGGCUUUUCCCAACGGAGUGCCCAUCGGAGUGUCAAUUAGCAACUCGGGGGCUUACGUACUAGACUCACAACAGCGUCUCGUACCUUUGGGUGUAGUUGGAGAGCUUGUUGUGACCGGCGAUGGUCUAGCAAGAGGUUAUACCGAUCCUGAACGCAAUGUCGACCGGUUCGUUAAAAUUACCAUCAACGGGAUAGAGAUGGAGGCAUAUCGCACCGGUGAUUAUGUUCGAGCAAGGCCGACCGACGGCUUGCUAGAAUACUUUGGGCGGAUUGAUGGUCAGGUCAAAAUUAGAGGAUACCGCGUUGAGCUAGGCGAGAUUGAGCAUACUCUACGUGAUCACGACUUGGUAAAUGAGGCGGUCGUGGUGCUGCAACAAGGCGCUGAUGGCGAGAUUCGUCUCGUUGGCUUCAUCACAGUGUCUCCCAAAGCGACCAAAGGACUCGACGAAAACCCGGGAACGAACGUUGAGCAAAACAUUGAAGAGAAGCUCUCCAGUAGGCUACGAGCAAACCUACCCCCAUAUAUGGUACCGCAAUCAAUAACCGUCUUGGAGAGACUACCCAUCAAUGACAACGGAAAAGUCGACCGCCAGGCAUUAAUGGACACGUCCGUAAUCCCAUCAGGAAAAGGAAAGAUAGAUUUACGAUCACCAAUUUCAGAAAUAGAGAAGCACUUGCAGGGGAUCUGGGCGCGGGUGCUCCAAAGAGAUGAAAAGGCAAUUGGACUUGACGAUAGCUUCUUUCAACUCGGAGGUAACUCGAUCACUGCCAUGAAAGUCGUCGCCGAGGCACGCAAAAUCGGCAUCCGACUGGCGGUAGCAGACAUCUUUCUCCACGAGACGUUGGAAGAUCUGGCCACAUGCAAACAAGACGCAGAUAAUAAUACAACUACUACUAAAGAGUCCGUGCCCGGCAAUCUUAUCGACAGCAGAGUCAAAGUUGAACUACUAGAAGAAGCCGAAACAGUCGAGAGUGGUCUGCAUGCCCGGAACAUCGCAGAUGUCCUGCCCCUGACCAGCUUCCAGGAGAAAUGUGUCGUCGAAGGAAUAAGCAGCGGCCAGUUCUGCAACUACUUCUACCUUGAUCUCGGAGACCAUCUAGAUAUCGACCGUUUUGAGAGGAGCUGCCAGACGGCCAUCGAGAAGCUUCCUAUCCUCCGUGCGUGCUUCUUAAAUCUCAUGGGGUCGUUUUGGAGAGUCACCCUUCGUACACUGGAUCGACCUCUGCGCGUCGUCGAGAUCGAAGAAGAUCUGGAGGCGUCAUUUACGAGUUUCUGUCUACAGGACAUUCCGUCAUGUUCGCACACGCAGCCGGCUCUCGCUCUCGUUCUCCUCCGUCACAAAUCUCAGGGCCUUCGGCUCGUCAUUCGCAUGUCCCACGGCCAAUACGACGGUCUUUGUGUACCCUUGAUCGUCGAGGCGCUUUUCGCCCAAUACCAGAACAAGCCGAUCGCAGAGGGCCCAAGCUUCUCGAAGUUUCUGUCGUACUCGUCAGCCAGACGCCAACAGUCAUCCCAGUACUGGAAGAAAUUAUUGGAAGGAUCGGAUCUCACAACCCUCAAUCACGUCCAGCCUAACCUUCUAGCGCCGUGUCUUCGAGAUGCCCGACCCAGAGGCAUCCAAGUUUCAGCAGACACAAAGCCAUUGCAGCUGUCUGGAAAGACUACCUACUCAAGCAUCGCCAGUGCGGCGUGGGCUUUGCUUCUCUCUUGUAUAACAGGCAACAAGGAUGUGGUCUACGGCCACUUGAUUUCCGGUCGCAACUCUACCAUUGAUAGCAUAGAGCAGAUGAUAGGCACAUUUGUCAACAUCAUCCCCGUCCGCGUCAAGCUACCUACAGCAUCGACUUCAAAAGACCUGCUCCGUUACGUUCAAGAUCAAUUCAUCGGGCUCGGAGAAGCAGACUCUCUCGGCUUCAAAGAUAUCAUGAGGAACUGCACCAACUGGAAAGACAGCAAGGACUUUGAUUUCGUGAUUCAGCACCAAAACGUGGAUGAGAAUCCAAGCUUCCAAGUCGCCGGAGUUGAGACGGAGCUGCAAUACUUCUUAAACCCUAAUCGGCUGCCGCCUUGGAAGGUGUUCAUGGUGUCCUAUCCACAGGGCGGCAAGCUUCAUGUCAAGCUAUUUACCGAUGACCACAUUAUGAACCGCGAAACGGCCCAGAUUCUGGUUGACAAGGUCGUGAUGAUUAUAGAGAAGCUGGCUGCAGAUGCGAAUAUGCGUCUAGGCUCUUACAUGACUGAGAUCCAGUCUGGCCUCCGUGCUUAG